Symbiodinium sp. CCMP2456 is the source of this 3477-nucleotide messenger RNA. NCBI's taxonomy places the organism in Eukaryota, Dinophyceae, Suessiales, Symbiodiniaceae. The record is from the annotation of a GenBank genome assembly.
AUGGGAAGCGUCGCCGAAGCCGAGCUUCUUUCGCAUCUGGCAGUGCUUUUGCAGCCAGAGGAGCCGAUCGAAGAGCUCUUCCGAGACUUUCGAGUGGAGCAGAGCGAAGGAUGGAGUCGGAGCAUUUUGAGCCCGGAUCUGACGGUCUAUGGCGCCUUGCAGACCGAGGAAGCAGCUCUUUUUUUGGAGUACGACGGCUACUACCGCCACCUGUCGCCAAAGGGGAUUGCAGCGGACAUCCGCAAGAAUAAGGCACUCCUGGACUUUGCACCAAACGGAUCGCACGUUUUACGCAUAGCCCAUGCUCAUCGGGGAUUGGAGCUUUCGUGUGAGAUGGGAGAGGUUGUUGUUGACUUCUGGCAACUAGGCCACGAAGCAUCAUUGAUCAAGGCACUCCGUCAAGUCGCUAUGUCCUUGUUGAAACAACAGGGAAGUGCACUGCAGCCUGAUCGAAGAGCAGCGCUGCAGACCUUCGUGGGGACUCCUGGCAGGAGUGGUAUGCACGCAGCAAUUCAGUUGACGGAGAGAGUAGUAGCGGAGCGUGAGCUUGAGUUCGACCCAGCGCCUUUGAAUGAGUCUCUGCAGUCACAGCUGAGUUUGUCGCAUUCGGAAGCCGAAGACCUCGUGGUAAAAUUGGUACAAUGCCCAGCUCUAUCACACAGACUCAUUGAGCAACAACUCCAGCUUGCGAUGCAGUUCCUGGAAGACUUGGGGCUCGAAAAGGCUCAGGUUGCCAAAGCAAUGGCUCGAUUUCCAGCAGUUCUGGGCUACAGCAUCGAAGAGACCUUGAAGCCCACGGCACGGUGGCUUCGAGAUGUGGGAUUGUCGAAAGCUGAGGUGGCCAAAGUGAUUGCCCGAUGUCCACAAGCUCUGGGCUACAGCAUCGAAGAGAACUUGAAGCCCACGGUCCGGUGGCUUCGAGACGUGGGACUGUCGAAAGCUGAGGUGACCAAAGUGAUUGCGCGAUGUCCGCAAGUUCUGGGCUGCAGCAUCGAAGAGAACUUGAAGCCCACGCUCCGGUGGCUUCGAGACGUGUGGAGGCUACGCCAGGAGAUGGAAAAGCGGAAGCGUGAGAAGAGCCUUUCCAAGAAGAAGGAAGCGGACGAGGACAGCCAGCAGUCGUGUGGAGGAGGUCGCGCUGAUAGGGUGGCCGGGGCAGUUUGUGAGAAGGUUGGCAUGGAGUCGCUCUCCGAUGCUGCCGCCUGCGUAAUUCAGCAGACAUUCUAUGCCCUACAGAGCUCGGCGCCCAAGUACUUCUGCUCUGUUCCGCAGCCGGACCUUUGCAGCACAGGACAGAGAGGGCUUGCUGCUUUUGGGGAAUACGAGACUUGUAGGUGGGCAACGCUGCAGGCAGCUUGGUGUUGGGUUCGUUCAGGGCCUCUGGGGGGCUUUGCAGAAGUGGCUUCUUUGAAGGCUACGACAUUGGGUCUUGCGAGGCUACGAUGUGGGGUUCACACUUCUGAGAAGGAGCUACACAUUGAUGCAGGCCGGCUCUAUGACAACAUCGUCGAGACAGCGACUUUGCACAAUAGCCUCGCCUAUCCCGGACCACCCUCCCGCCCUAGGAUUCGGCCAACGCAAGGAGUCGAGGCAGGCAUCGUGAAUACCUGCCCCAGCGAGCCUCUGGAGCGUGCUGUUCGUUGGAUGACUUUGACGUGUCCUUUCCUAACCCUUGCCUUCCUCUCCUGCGAUCUCUGUGCGGUUCCGAGUCCUCCGGGCUGGUGGAAGGCCGGGCGUGCCCGGCAAAGGAUGGGAAGCGUGGCAGAGGCGGAGCUUCUUUCACAUCUGGCGGUGCUUCUGCAGCCAGAGGAGCCGAUCGAAGAGCUCUUCCGAGACUUUCGAGUGGAGCAGAGCGAAGGAUGGAGUCGGAGCAUUUUGAGCCCGGAUCUGACGGUAUACGGCGCCUUGCAGACCGAGGAAGCAGCUCUUUUCUUGGAAUACGACGGUUACUACCGCCACCUGUCGCCAGCAGGGAUAGCAGCUGACAUCCGGAAGAACAAGGCACUUCUGGACUUUGCGCCAAACGGAUCGCACGUUUUACGCAUAGCCCAUCAUCAUCGGGGGUUGGAGCUUUCGUGUGAGAUGGGGGAGGUUGUUGUUGACUUGUGGCAGCUACACCACGAAGCAUCAUUGAUCAACGCACUCCGUCAAGUCGCUGUGUCCUUGUUGAAACAACAAGGAAGUGCAUUGCAGCCUGAUCAACGAGCAAAGCUGCAGACCUUUGUGGAGACUCCCGGCAGGGGCGGUAUGCACGCAGCAGUUGAGUUUACGGAGAGAAUAGUAGCGGAGCGUGAGCUUGAGUUCGACCCGGCACCUUUGCAUGAGUUCGAGGCAAAGGCGAAUGCCCAGUUUCACUACGACACUACCGGUCACGAAAUUUUAAAUGACUUCGAAGGCCACCGUCUCGACUACUAUGUGCAGGGCUUUGGCACUGGUGGAACCUUUGCCGGUGCCGGGCGAGCCCUCCGGGAGCCCCGGGACUUCCGUGACAGCGGUGGGGCCACACGAUUCUGGAAGCAGCUUGAGACCUCCUACCGAUAUCUCUCCCGCUCGGACCCUUUCGUCCAGUGCGCAGAGCAGAGGUGGUCGAAUGCCUCUGAUUGCAUGCCUGGCCUCGUCUGGCAGCGCUACCAGCAGCACUGGUGGCAAAUCAUGCAGGAGGAAUAUGAAGCCUGCUGCAACCCUCUGACUCCAGACAGGUGCCGCGAGUCCGACUCGAUUCUGCCCCUCUGUGGAUUUCCCUACGGUUCCGUGGACCACCUGCCCUCCUUCCUUCCAGAGUUGAUUCUUCAGCUCCCAUCGGGGCCCAUGCGGCUGCGUCAGGGCAUUACGGAUGAGGACCUCCUCUGCGACUCCGGGAGGGGAUGCCGUUUGCGACCUUUCUUCGUGCACGACCUGGAGACCACGCUGCUUUGGUCCACGGCUCUGGCCGUCUACCUGGACUUGCAGCCUGGGCUCCAAGGCUCGGCGAUCGACUUGGGCGCCGGAGUCGGCCUCACUUGCAUGGUCCUGAUGAGGAAGGGCCUCGACGUGAGCUGCACUGAUGUGGACAACUUGGCUCUGGAGGCAGCUUCCAGAAACACCCAAGUCCUUGUGGAAGACACGGGAGGGAGAGCUUGGGGCUACGGAAGCUUGACGGUUCUCCGGUUCAACUACAGCACCGACCAUCGUACCUGGAGGCAACAGGGUGUCUUCCCUCCCUACGAUGUCCUGGUCAUGGCUUCAGCACCACAGGGGGAGCUGAAGAAACGCCUUGGCGACUUUGCACGACUCUUCCGACGCCUGGGAAAGCCAGGGACACGGGUCUUCCUGGAGGACCAGGGCCAUCGCAAGGCCACGCGCGCCGCCCCCGAGGACCGCGAAGCUGUGGAGGCCUUUGCAGAGGAGGGACUUCACCUGAUGGACAUGUUCGAUCCCUUUGAUCGUGGUCUUUGGCCGCUGCCUCGGGGGCGCAUCUACUCACUGCGCCUCGUGUGA